CGUAACUCACAGUCUGAUACUCCGAUUGACUCCUUUAUCCCAUCCAAAACCCUAACCUAACAUUUACUCGAUCUAAAAUAUCAAAAUUGUCCAUCUGGGGAGCUUUCACUCUGUUUCUGAGGAGCAUCCUCCAUGGAAAUUGAAGGCCCUUGGAUUGGCUCGCUCAAACAUCCUUCAGAGGAGGCUCGCUCGGGCCAUGAGUGAAUUUGCAAUUGCCGACGAAUUUGCUCGCUCGCGAAAUGUUGCCCUGCGACUUGGGAUUCGUUGAUAGAACGAUCUUCUUCAACAAAAUUGAGAGAUGGCUAAAAGAAUCGCAGCGUUCAGCAGAACGCCUUGUUUAUGCAUCACUUUUUGAAAGAUUUGCUGAGAGUCAAAUGCCUAAGAAGGAAGGGGGAUCGGGGACCAGUUGGCUGUGCCUAAGAAGGAAGGGGGAUUGGGGAUCAAAUGCCUCAGGACAUGGAAUGUAGCAUGGACAACUCGCCACAUCUGGAACCUACUUACUAAAGGAGGGUCCUGGUGCGGAGCUUGGAUAUAUCUUUAUAGAAUAAAGGAGAGAUCUUUCAGGGAGUUAACUGCAGGAAGCACUUGUUCCUGGGUUUGGAAGCAGAUUCUCAAAGACAAGGAUAAAUUGGAAGCUUUCAUUAACUGCUGGGGGACUCGGGUAUUCUGGGAUAACCAAAGGAUGCUCAAUUAUUCUGUUAAAAAAAGUUUGGGAGACUCUCCAGCCUUCAAGGCAGGCUGUUGCCUGGUUUUAACUAAUCUGGUGCAAGCAUUCAGUACCAAGACAUAGCUUUAUCAGUUGGCUUAUUGUUAAGAACAGGAUCACUACAUUAACACAACUCAAAUCCUGGAGGAGGAUUAGCUAUGAUACUUGUUUACUGUGUUCUGCAGAUCAAGAAAACAGAGAUAAUAUUUUCUUCCAUUUCUCCUACUCGACAACUGUGUUGAAAUGAAGCUUGCAAAUGAUUCUAGUAUGCUGUCCAAGUUUCCCCAGAUUCGAAAAUUACCUAUCAUGGGCUUUACAACAAUUUAAGGGGAACAAGCAGGCUGCAAAAGUGGGGAGGCUUGUUAGGAAUGUGGCUAUCAGUCUGCUAUGGCGUGAAAGGUGCUCAAGAGCUCAUGUAGGAAAAACGAAGAGUAGCAGCGAAAUUGUUCAUUCAGUUUGUAGAUUGAUUGAGCUAGCCAGGCUAGGAAAUGCAGUACUUGAUAUUGAACGUAGAAAAGUAUUCUUGUAAAUAUUGUAGUAGUUGAUAUAGUAGUAGUGGUUUAAAGGUUGGUUCUGGUUUCGCAGCAUUUCUGCAGAUGUAGACAGGUAAAAAUUCAGAUGCUGUUCAUUGAUUUGGAAUGCAUGACGACUAAUAUUUUUUUUUUUAUAUUGCCCAUAAAAAAAAAGAUUUGUUGAGAGUCUGUUUCUGAUUGAAAUUCCUUCGGUGGAAUUUGUAGAUAUUUGAGCGUUUAAUAAGCUGAUCUAUCAUCAACUACAGAGCGAGGUGUCGGUUCAACCAUCCCCAUGAUCCAGGUGUGGUAAGCUUUGCCAAUGGUUGCUUGAGACACAACGGCCUGUUGUUUCUCGUCCAAUCAGUUUCUAUCUUGCUGUUUACUCAAUUUAGGAUUGGGCAAUGAUGAUGUUUGGUUGCCUAGCUGAGUUAAUACAAAACGUGAUCUCUUUCUUUGUAGUUGUCAAGGUGUUUUGGAUUUGACAUUUGUUUGUGAAUUGACUAUCUACACAGAGCUGCUAUAGCUGGUAGAGUGAUUUCCCUGAACAAGUGUGCCACGUAACCCAUGUUGGCUCUUCUUCCUAAGUUGGAUGGUAAUGGAGGAGGUACUAAAUUCUUAUAGUUCAGUAUCUUUAGGAAUGAACUGAGGAUAUUUGGUGCUUCUGUUGGUUAUAUCCUAUAUGUUUCCAGUUUGAUGUGUUAUAGAAAUGAUAAGUUCUAAUAGUCCCUAAACCUUUGUUGUACUAUAUGAGGAUCUAGAGUUGUAAAAUUCAUUUUUCUUGCAAAUAUCACCAUCGGAAGCAGGGAACUGGUAAGUUGCGACUCUAUAUAUAAUGGCUACCUUCCAAUCUGUACAUCUUUACUGUGAUUGCGUAAUCACUGUUGAGUCAAAUACGUUGAAUAAGAAUCACUUUCACACAGUCUCUCCAUGAUCUAGCUUGAGGAGCAGUUGCAAGCUAUUGGAAGGUGAAACGUAGAGCACUUAAGCUGAACAUUGUUCUUUUAAUUUGAAGAAGUGAGGAGUAUUGCCAUAUGCUUGAUAGGUCGAACCAGACUGCUUUUCAAAAAGCUUUCUCACUAGAGUCAACUAUGUUUUAUACAUGUGAGCUUCCUUUCCACUUUGGUAGUGCUACUUAUUCUCUAACGAGAAGCUAGAAUGGUUUCAUAUGAAUCGAUAACAUGAAGUUCCAAUUGUAAUUAGUAGGCUGCAUAAACUAAUAAUUUUGGGUUACUGUAGAGGAAUGCCAAAAACUAAGGCUGCCUGUUUUUUGAUAACUGACGAACUGAAAAUUUGUAGAAUCUAGUGUCCAUGUCUUGGAUUAAUAAUCAUGUUAUGUGUCUUUCUUAUAAAAUUAGUUGUACUGUAGCUAGAUUGGUCUUCAAAUAUCUUGUAAAGCUCCAUGCGUUGUCAGAGGAUGGCUAAUGAUGGUGAGUUUACGUCUGCCGUAGUGUGGUUCACAUUCAUUUGCCUAGUCUAGUCUUAAGCGCUCCUGUUUGAUUAGCAGGGAUGAAUUUCACAUACAAGCUCAGAGGUUAUAGGGGGGAGACAUGUUGGUCAUGAUUGUGACUAGUCCACCACUUGGAUACUACCUAGAACAAGCGUCUUCUCAUGGAUUGUUCGUCAAGAAGCCUCUUGAAAUAAGGCUCAAAGGGUAUGGGCUUUGUCAUAUACUCUUCUUCUUCUCAGGCACAUUACUUGUACAUAUUUUUUAAUCAUACUUGUUCAGAUUAUUCACUUGACAUUUUUUGUGUAGUGAAUCAUCACUCUUGUAUCCUUCAAAAUUUCCCUAUCUAUUUAUACCGGAGUGAUGCAAUAAGAAAGAGUCUAGUCAAUGAUAGAGUAUUAGUAGCUGAAAUAUUUAACAGCUAUGGAGAAUGUUUCUUCAGAGUGUAAGGAUCACUUGUUCCAUCUAUAAAAGCGGUUAAAAAUAGUUGUAGUUAUAUCCUGUUCGGGGGUUUAUUCCCUGAAUGUUGAUUGCAUAUAAGAUAACAAAAAUCGAUUGCAUAUUUUCCUAUUGUCCCCAUACUAAAGAUUCAUAUUGAAUAACUUGUGUCUUCCAUCAGGUUGUCCCCAUUCCCUUUCGAAGUUGUGUUUGGUUACUCAGGUUGCGCAUCCUUAACAUAUCUGAUUAUGUUGGUUAGGUUGGUCUCAGUUUUCUCCAUUGGUUAUUAGUUUUUGAAAUUAGACGAUUUUAAUGGCUUAAUGCUUAAGUUAGAAGCAUCCUUAACAUAAAGUUGUUUACCUGAUAUUCUAAAUGAUUCUCAGGUGACCAUUUGACAAAUACAUGGUCUCGGUUUGGUGCAUUCCUUUUUUAGCUGGUUGCAUUUGAGAAAAAAACGUGAUCUUCAAUAUAUGUUCUAAUAUCCAACCGCUAUAUCUCAUGCUUAUAUAUGUGAUGAUAGAUAUUAUCAUCUUUCACAUGUUGGUUCUUUCUCGAUGUUCAUUAAAGUCUGGACUAGUCCUCAGUCCAAAUGGUAUUAGCCUAAUAAUGUUGAAAUUACCAGGGCAAUGACAAGUACUUGCUAAGGCCGCCAAGAAGAUGCACAAGAAGGUGGAAAGGUUUCCCAGGCAUAGGAGGUAAGAUUUUUGAAAAGAGACAGAGUCGCAUGUUCAUUUAGGUUAUUUAACUACCAUGAUAUAUCGAUUAGAAAAAAAAAAAAAAUUUGUGACCAUUUUAAUUCUUGGUUAAAAUUGAUUGGCUGUGAUUUGUGAAUGAAAUAGAUAGUUUAUGUAUUGAACAUUUAAUAACUAUUAAAAAUUGGUUACAUUGUGUUUCUAGGAACCAAAAUGGUCACAUUUGGAACACAUGAUUACCAUAAAUUUUGGUUGUGUUUAAGGAUCCGUAACCAAUAUUUGUGGUUACUUUAAAAUUAUGAAUUUAUUGUAGUCUGAUAUUCAUGAUAAAAUUUAUUGGUUUCAAAAUUUUGAUUUUAUGACAUUAUCAAUUGGUUGGUAAAAGGCAAAUAAAAUAGUUGCUUUUUGGUAUUUGUGACCAAUAACAUACUAUACCGUGACUAUUUAGCAUAUUUUAUAUGUCCACUUAUCUUGGUCUAAAAUUUUUUAUUGUGUGAUCGCCAAAUCAUCUUCUAUUUUGAGUUUUGUUCUUAACGCGGCUAAUAUAACCAAAGGUGCAACCAAAAGAUUUUGGUAAGGAAAUAGUAUUCUGAACCAAAAUUUGAUAAUCUAUGACCAAUGUCGGCAGUCACAAAAAGCUAUUAAUUAAUGUUGAAGUGCAUAUUUACAUACCACAGCAUGAGGCUAUAGUUGAUGAAGUUCGAGAUGUGUAUAAGAAACCGCACGUAAGCUGUGGUAAAAAAAAAAAAAAAUUGAUUAGUGUGCAAUACACAUUUAAUCAAUGUAGUUCAGUCUUAACUACUUACAAAGUGUCAUAAAUUAUCCCCAGGGCCGUGAGUGCCACUCCCAUAUAGUACGUGGCGAAGAGGGCAUUGACAAUUGCAUCGUGAUAAUUAACCUGCUUCCUGUAAUUAGCGAGCCAGAAAAUUUUCUCUUAAGCACAUAAUAAUUCAUUAAAGCGUGAAGUUAGGGGAAAAUAGAAGCACACUCUAAUUAAAUUGCUGAGCUAAGUAUACUGUAAAGAGCUCCCUUUACUACCCUAAUACUGUACAAGCUGACAUACUUGGCAAUAAAUAAAGAGCUAUAUCCUUGUAUUUUUAUCAAACAUAUUCCUCUACUUUCAAUCAAAUCAAUCCUACCCUUGUACUAUUAAAUACAGCUCAAACCUGCCCUCUUCUGUUUGUUUUUCCAUCCCAGAACCGUCAAAUCCGGUUCAACCAAACUCCGAUCAUUUUUGGUGUCAUGGAAAUGAGCGCUAAAAGACUUGGUUACCCCUUUAGUUCUAACUCAUCGUCCCCCAAUUCUCCAUCUUUCAAAUAAUCCCCAUUUUUUCGAGAACCUCUAUCACUACAAAAGUAUUUUUCUAUUCAAUUUGUCUUAUUCUCCAGGUGAAACCAUUAAAGCAUUGUUUUGCUGCUGGUGGAUGCUCUUAAUUAAUUACCUUGUAUUUUUAGAAGUGGGUGUUCGAAAUAUAUAUAUAUAUAUUAAUUGGAGGAUUUUCUGGCGACGAAGAGUUAUAAUUAACUAAGGAUUAAUUAACAAAGUCUUUUAGCUCUCAUUUCCAUGACAUCAUAAUGACACGAAAUUUGGUUGAACCGGAUGUGAUGGUUAUGGGACGGAGUGUGGAAGGAUAUCAUAGGAUUGAUGUGAUUCAAAAUAGAGAGACAUAAUAUACAUAUAACUUAUAAAUAAAUUAGUAUAGGGGCAAGUACUUAAUUACCCCAAAACUAAACAUAAGACAUAAAACGUAACUUAUUGUAAAACUUGCAGAUGGAUGUCGUCAUUGCAAGUUCAGAAGAGUAUAUACAUAUCAACGGAUUCUAAAAUGUCAAUAAGGACGAAGAAGCUAGCCUCACGGGAAGAAAAAAAAUUAAUCGAUAGAUGGUGAACCUGGGUUGAGAAAACGUACGGGUCGGCGAGAAGGGUCGUCAAAGGGGUUUGUCUGGCCGGUCAGUAUUAUCGCCGCCGCAGGUAUACCACUUUCCUUGUUGUCUGCCGUCGCCGUUUGUUCGCCGGCCGGCAACUCUUCUUCUUCUUCUUUCCUCUCUGGGCUCUGGCUACUUGAUUUGUUUUUCGCUCCUUUUCGUUUCUCUGCUUCUGGUAGGAGGAGAGAUGUGAAGGUGAAGAGAGGGAAAUGCAGUUUGUUUGAAGAUGGUAGCUGUGGCGUGGUGGAACGAGAAACUAUGAGUGUAGUAUUGCAGACUUGCAGGUGGUGGUAAUGAUGAUACACUAGAAUAGAGUCGCUAGCCUUGUCAUAUUGGGUUUGUUUGUAUGAAUGGAAAUGGUCAUAGCCUCAUAGCAGAGACAGAGACAGAGAGAGUGAGAGAGCGAGAGAGUAUAAUUACGAGCUUGGAGGAGGGCGUCUUGUUUCCAAGUUUGGACGUGUAAACCUUAAUUGCAUGCAUGCCAUUUUGGGAGCCAGCUAGCUGGACAUUUAUAUAUUAUACAUAAUUUAAUAAUAAAAUGGCUUGGAUAGUCAUCAUUUCAGAUUAUUAUUAUUAUUAUUAUUAUUUUUUUUGCAAAAAAGUAAUGGCCCGGGAAAGAACUAAGAAGAUUGUCAAAUGCCAAUGCAAGCUAAGUUCAAAUUUUCAUGACUUAACCAUCUGUUGUCCAAUUUGGUUAGUGGUUAGUUUGAUGAUGAACCAUUAACCUCCGCUUGUGUACUUUUGAACUACUAUUAAACCAUAUUUUGUGAACGAUUGGAACAUAGGCUAAAUGGAUGCUCUAUUGGGCUAUUUUCAGUUUUUGCUUGGAUGAUUUGUUGUUCGGCCAUAGUUGUCAUGUCGGUGGCAUAUUGGCUAGUUGAAUCUGGUUAAAUUGGAGUCGGUCAGGAGACCGGCGUGAACAACACUGGUAUGACGGGCAUGAUAGAUUUACGACCUCUAAGUAAAGGGACGUCGUUUUAGUCACUACGGGAAAAGAGAGUUUUGCCAACACUAUGUUUGCAACACUAUAUUCAAGGUGUUGCUGAAAAUUAACAAUGACAACACUUUGUUUAAAUGUUACUUCAAAAAUAUAUUUUAUGCAACAUAAAUAGAUAAUCACUUGAAUUAUGUCGCAUUUGCUUGAGCAUACACGACAUUUAUAUUCCAUAUUAUAUCGUGUUGCCUAUUUAUGCAUUUUAGGCAACAUUGUAACAAAUAAUGUUAGAAAAAGCUAACAUUUGAUAAUUAAAUGACAGAUCACAUGACCGAGGGGAACGACUACGGUGCUAAUUGUACAAUAGUUAGCACCGUCCUAACCAAGGGAAAAACUACUACUAGUUUGAAUUAGUAGUGAUUUAGCUUAGAUGUUGUAUUGAUUUCAUAAUAAUCCGUAGUGAUUUUUGCUAGUUAUCACGGUGCUAACCCCUAUAAGGGUUAGCACCUAAUCCCAUCCCCAUGACCGAGACAAGAUAUGGCGGCGCUAACACCAUUUUGUAUUAGCACCCUACUAACACUUUUAAUAAGGGUAUUAUAUAGUACUAGCUUAUUACCCGGCCCGUUGGCCGGAUUACUGUAUGUUUCCCACUUGUGGAAUGGGAGAGAAAGCAAGUGAGAGUGAAGGGAUUACUGUAUGUUUCCUCCAAUCAUCUUUAGUGCAAUUUAGAAGCAAGUCCUCAUGUUUGUGUCAAACGGUAACAUUCAUGGGUUCUUAACUCCCCUGUUAGUGUAAAUGUAGCAGCAACAAAGAAGUUUGACAACACAACAAGCACCCAGGCAAAAUGAUACAAUGCAAUAGGUGAUAUGUGUCUCGAAGGUUUUGAGUUACUAAAGUUCAUGUUAAAAAUAAACAUGAAUUAAAAUGGAUUAUUCUAUUAAGAAAACAUCCCCUCUAAUCAUACAAAGAUCAGAUAUCCAAUUCACAAACAAUUAAGCCAUAAAAAAUCAUCACACAUCCACCACCUUUGAUUGCCUAAAUUUGGUUUUUCGCAAAGUUAUGGACUCUUAAGUAAACGUUCAUGGGUAGUCUAUUUCAUAACUCUAGAGAGCACAGUAAGCAGCCACCAGCCAGACACAGUGCGGUAGGCGAAUAUGAUUCUCAAUUCACAAUUUCUCACCACCGGAAGUAAGAAUAGACCAUAAUAAGCGUAGCGUUCAUGGAUGGUCUGUUUCAUAGCACUACUACACAAUUUGUUAAAAAGGAAAGAAAGUUAUUUAGCAUCACGACGGAAAAACUUUUACAGGCCAACAACGACAACAUGCUGCAACCACCAGAACUGGUAUCACAACUCAUAGGGAAAAUCAAAAGAUUUACUCUCAAAUUAAGUAGUUACAACAUCGAGAAAUCGUCAAGCACAUACACCAUCACAAAAGUCAUGGAACCUGAUUCGCAAAGCAUUCAAACAUUUGAGGACAUUUCUGCAAAGGUACAACUUAUAUGUCUUUUUUCCAAGCCAUUUCCAUCAACAUGCUAAUAAAUUUGCAAUGCAUAAAACAAACGGGCAAAAAUCCUAAUUAUUCUUUAAUUUUAAACUUUCUAUUUGAAAAUAAAAAAUAGUGAAAGAAAAGAGAUGACUGCAAUUCGCCAUUUGCACAUCACUUAUUCGGGAAUAAAACCAUAGAAAUUCAAAAGGAACUGAAAAUGUUUAGGAUCGUUUUAAUGUUUAAAAUAACCAAAUAGAUCUUUCAGUUUAGUUUUUUACUAACAAAUAUCAAACGAUUCCCUAUAAAAUACACUAUAAUUUGAUCAUUAUGAUAUCAAAUAAUUAUAUAAUAUAUAUUUGAAAUGAUAAAAAUUGGACUAAUUGGGUUGGUCGAGGUUGAACCAUUGAAUAACUUUAAAAUACAUUAUAUUUUAGCCACUAAGAUAUAAAAUAAUAGCAUAAUAUAUAUUAUGCCAGAGAAAAUAGCUUGUUUUAGAAUGACAAACCAAUUAUGUUCAUUUGUUUUACUUGAUGGCCAAAUCCCGUGUAGGUCAGACCCAUUCAACUCUUUUAUUUUAUGGUUAGCGGUUAGCCAUUAGAUACCAUUCAUUAGUUUAUUGUUAAAUUUUUUAUUUUUAACAAUAAAAGGAGUAUUAUUUUUGCCUUUUCAUAUAUAAUUUAUCACCACGGAGAAAUAAAAGGGAUUAAAGAAAAAAAUUGACACUCUUUGACCCGUUUAAAUCCGCAUGUGUACGGUAAGUUGGCCCGCUCCAUAGAGGAAAGAGAAAAAAAUUGACACUCCCUAUUCUACCCUUCCUACAAACGCUCCUGGAGCAGGGAAUUUGAAAUGGGGGAAGAGUUUUUUCCUCUCUGCUAUUAUAUGUUUUUAAUUUAGAAAGAUACAACAAAUCUACUUAGUGUGAUUGGUUAUGAUCCUUGCUUUUCUAUAAAAUGGUCAUGGUUCGAAUCCUAGUACAUGUCUUUUUAAUGAAUAAAAAAAAGUUAUUGUGAAGACCAAAAUGUCCUUCCUACUUUCACUCUCGUUGCAGGAAAUUUGAAAUGGGGAAGCUGUUUUCCCCUUCGGUGUAUUAUAAGUAUAAGUUGAAAUAGCUUGUUUUAGAAUGACAAACCAAUUAUGUUCAUUUGUUUUACUUGAUGGCCAAAUCCCGUGUAGGUCAGACCCAUUCAACUCUUUUAUUUUAUGGUUAGCGGUUAGCCAUUAGAUACCAUUCAUUAGUUUAUUGUUAAAUUUUUUAUUUUUAACAAUAAAAGGAGUAUUAUUUUUGCCUUUUCAUAUAUAAUUUAUCACCACGGAGAAAUAAAAGGGAUUAAAGAAAAAAAUUGACACUCUUUGACCCGUUUAAAUCCGCAUGUGUACGGUAAGUUGGCCCGCUCCACAGAGGAAAGAGAAAAAAAUUGACACUCCCUAUUCUACCCUUCCUACAAACGCUCCUGGAGCAGGGAAUUUGAAAUGGGGGAAGAGUUUUUUCCUCUCUGCUAUUAUAUGUUUUUAAUUUAGAAAGAUACAACAAAUCUACUUAGUGUGAUUGGUUAUGAUCCUUGCUUUUCUAUAAAAUGGUCAUGGUUCGAAUCCUAGUACAUGUCUUUUUAAUGAAUAAAAAAAAGUUAUUGUGAAGACCAAAAUGUCCUUCCUACUUUCACUCUCGUUGCAGGAAAUUUGAAAUAGGGAAGCUGUUUUCCCCUUCGGUGUAUUAUAAGUAUAAGUUGAUUGAUUGAUUGACUACAAUACUCCCUCCUUCCAUUUAAUGCACAAGAUGCGUUGAUCUCCUCCCCUUCUCAAUUUUUCUAAAGACUAGCUUGCCUUCCUGCCCUUUCUCUUCAUUAAUUUUGUACUCAAUUAAAUGAAAAAGUUAUUGAAACGAAAUGUUCAUAUUGACUAGAGGAAGUCUUAGCUAAAAAAAAAAAAAGUACUAACGUUCUAGCAAGUCCAUACUCAUUUUCCUAACAGUUUAAUAUCAGCCAUUUCUUUUUCUUUCCACAAAAUUAAUAUAUUAUUUAUACUAUUUUUCAGAGCAAAUAUUUGAAAAUAAAAUAUCUUUUAGGUUAUUGUAUUCAUAAUAUCAUUACACAAGCAAUUAAUAAAACUAACCAUUUAAGCUUAGUAUAAGAAAAAAUAUAUUUAUUAAUUUUUAAUUAAUAAUUAAAAUGACAUUAACCUUCUAAAAAACAAAAUAUUUUGACUCGUACAAUUCCCUGAUGAAUUUAGGAACACGUUACAUUUUUUUAAAAAAUGUAGGCUUCCUUCUCUAUAAAAUACUUAAGAGUCAUAAGUCAUGCUCUUUCAUUUUAUAUGAACAAAAUCCACUUUUUGCCACUAUAAAAAAAAUCUUAUCUUGAUAUUCAUAGAAAGUUACUUUAAUUACCACCCUUCCACAUACAAAUUCAAAUCUUCUACGGUUAAAAAUUACUUUAAUUAUUACUUUAAUAAUAACUUGUAUAUGUGAAUUAAUUCAUAAGUUUACUUAUUACUUAUUAGAAUUUAGAAGGUGUUGUACUUCUUUACCCAAAAUAUUUUAAACUUAAUAGCAUGGUCGAUGAAACCGUACCGGAGACCGUACCAGAAAAGUCAGCGAUAGGGUAUUUUAUGGCAAAACUGUGGUUUAACCGUAGUUCAACCGUUAGUACCGUUAAAUACCGCCUAUCGGUUUAGCCUCCGAUACUGGUAUUUUGUGGUUGAACCGUCGGUACCGUACGGUUUAAUGGACGCUGGUGUUUGUGCAAGACCGAAAAGAAUCAUUACCAACGACGAAAUUUUGGGUUCAUACGGCGACGAUCUCUGGUGUGAGUGGCUCUGACUAACAGGGCUAGGUGAAAAGGUAAGCUAGCGAUUCCAUAGCGUAGAGGCAACGUACACGAUGAACCUCUCACAAUCAUCUUCCUCCAUCUCUCCUUUUUUCUGAUAACUUGUUGUUCAUUAUAUUAAUCCAUGAUAUAUGCAUGGUAGCAAUCAUGUGCCAUCUCUCAUUGAAUGGGAACUAGAAGACAACCGCACUUUGUAGCGCGGCUAGAGUCCCAUAUGGGAAAAAGAAUAGCCCGUAGCUCGUAAGGAUUAAUAUAUCGUACUAGAGGUUGUACUGAAAAGUCAGCAGUAGGGCAUUUUAUAUUAAAACUGUUGUUUAAUGGUGGUUCAACCUCUUCAUACUGCUAAAUACCGUCUACAGAUUUAGCCUCCGGUAAGAGGUUUUCUGGUUCAACUGGCGAUACGAUAUGGUAUUUCAAUCCUUGGGAAUUAGUAUAAAAUUAAAGAGCUAUAGAUACAGAGCCGAUAGGGUACAAAACUUCAGCUUGUAAAACCCUACAAAACCGGGUUGUAUCAUCGUAUCACGAUUCACGACAUGGUACUACAAUGAUACGCCGUUGAUAAUCGUAUCACCAAAUCGUGAUACGAUGAUACGACAGAGUUUUGCAGACAGAGUUUUUACCGGAACCAAAGCCUUGUACAUAAAUUCACGAUAAUAUAUGACAAUUAGUCAAUAACAAUAUUGUUUCCUUUUCCUCCCUACUACAUAUACAUUUUGCUUUAUCUCGUAAUAUUCUCCAAGCCAUAGAUUCUUUAUCAGCCUCUCUGUCUCUUUAUCAAGAUUGUCAACCUGUGUGUUGACCACGAGUUGACCCGACUCGUUGAGGAAAGUGGGCACCAUACACCCACCGGGUCGACCCGCAUCAAUGUUUCUGGGUUGGAGGUCACACGACAUCAUUUUUCUCUUUGGUUUUUGAAUCGCGCCACUUCUCCAAUUUUUCUCUUCACCUAACCCUACUUUUCAAAUUUUAAAUUUUAAAUUUUAAAUUUAACAUUUGAAUUUUAAUAUUAGUAUUAUAUGUGAGACACAAUAACAAAAGCUUAUCAACCCAAACAAUAAGAGAAACUUAUCGGAUUUAACAGGAAAAAAGAGAAACUUAUCAACCCAAACAAAUUGAAUUAGUGAAAUGACCAUAACAAAACAACUCGUGUGUUGACCCGCGAGUUGACCAGAUUCGGUGAGGAAAGCAGGCGCCACACAUCUACUGGGUCGACUCGCAUCAAAGUUCCUGGGUUGGAGGUUACACGACAUUAUUUUUUCUUUGGUUUUUGAAAUGUGCCACUUUUCCAAAUUUUCUCUUCACCUAACCCUACUUUAAAAUUUUAAAUUGAACAUUUGAAUUUGAAUAUUAGUAUUAUAUGUGAGAUCCAAUAAGAAAAGCUUAUCAACCCAAGCAAUAAGAGAAACUUAUCAAAUUCAAGGGGAAAAAAGAGAAGCUUAUCAACCCGAACAAAUUGAAUUAGUGAAAUGACCAUAUUAUCAACCCAAACAAAUUCAAUUAGUGAAAUGACCAUAAUAAAAUAAUAUUUUCCUUAGUGAACAGUAAUGAGGAUUGAGCUUUAUAUAUAGUAACUAGAAUUGUUGCCGUGCUUUGCUGCGGCUAGGAGUCUAAACUUCAGCCCGACGACUCCGCUUAUAGGUAGUUGGAUUGAAAAAUAAUUAUCUUGUGGUUUAUUUGCCGUUGAUUUUGUCUUUUUUCUAAUACUUAAUUUUGUAUGAAAUCUGUUAAAAUAUAAUUAAAAAUAUUUACUUCCAUAAACUAAAUGUGUAUGAGUUAGGUAUGGAUACCCAUUUAUUCGAGAGUGUUUUAAAUAUACAUACAAAAAUUAGACCUAUUUGUAGAGCUUCAAAAGUUUAGGUACCAAAAUGUAAUACACAAAACAUUAGGUACUAAAAUAUAAUAUUUCAUCAAUAUUUGAGGACUUAUAUGCCAAAUAAAUAAAUUUAGGUUAUAAAUCUAAAGAUCUAUUGAGUUUUGGUACAAAACUAUAAUUUGCAUAGUUGAGGCUUAAUUCCUUUUAUGGUGAUGUAUUUAAGAUGAUAAUUAUUUACUUUUCUAUAGAAAAAUGGAAACUAUUUAUUUGAUAUGUGUAGAUACUUAACCAAGCAUUCCAUGUAUAAUUGUUGAAAAUUAUAGCCCGGGUGAAAAAGAAAAACUCUAGAGCGAAGCAAAAGGAAUACAAACUGGAACUCGCUUAAAAUUUCACGCCUUCAAAUCUCAUAGUAGAAAAUGAUGACUUUCUAAUAAGUAAUAACCAAAUAUAUUGAUGUUUAAUUGGACUCAACAUUGAGUUGAAAAAGUUAGUGGUUCAUGGUUCAAUUAUUAGUCCUCUAGACUGUUGGUGAGUCGUGUAUGGACCUGUUCAUACUUGCGAUUAAAAUACAUAAAAAGUAGUAUACUAAACAGGGUUAAAUGAAGACGACAAAGAAAGAAAUAAAGAAAGGGUUAUGGAAGGCAAGUGAAAAAUGAAACGAAGAGAAAGUAAAUGAUGGAAAUGUUUUGACCAAUUCUUUUGGUUGGUCGUUAAUACAACAGUUAACCAUUUUCACCGUAGCAAUUUAUUGACACUUGCAUAUGUAGAUAUAACAUAUUUUGUUAUAUGUAGUUAGUAGAAGUUUGUUUAGUACCCCGUAAAUGUACUAAAUGAGUUUACAAAUUCGCUCUUGCAAUAUUUUAGAGUUGUCUCUCUUUUAUCAUUUAUUCAAUGUUUCACGGAAUGAGCAAAUAUAAAAUAGUCGAAUCUUCUCGUAAAAUGUAGAUACCUUGGUAUAAUUGUUCAAUGAUUUUACAUUAAAAUUAAAUUUGGGGUAUCAAAAUGUAAAAUGUAUAAAGUGACUAAAGUAGCAAUUUUUUACGCAACAAUAACUCUACUUCAAAUUUAUAUAUAGUAAACUUUUAAAAUUGUAGUUACGGAAAUCUCAUAAAAUUUAGAUACCAAAAAAUAAUUAGAUCUCCCCAACACACUGAAUGAUGAACUUUGCGCCUUCAGCAGAGUCAAGCCAAGCCGGAGUGUUAUUCCUUGAAAUAACUCAAAUUUCAAAUCAUUCACUUGCUUUAACUACUUAUGCUAUGGACGUGGGAGCAUCAACUCCGUUCCUGUGGGCUUUUGAAGAGCAGGAGAAAUUAUUGGAAUUCUAUGAAAUGAUUUUACAAUAAAAUUAAAGUUGAGGUAUCAAAAUGUAAAAUGUAUAAAGUGACUAAAAUAGGAAAUUUUUACGCAACAGUAACCCUACUUCAAAUUUAUAUAUAGUAAUAAUUUCUUAUACUUAAUUUUGUCAAUGGGCAGGUACAUAUAUUUGUUUUCACGACGUCAAAUACUCCUUAACACACCAUUGUUCUUGUAGAUUCAAUAUAAGUGAUGAUGCUAAUCUUUCUUGUUUUUCAUUAUUUUUGAUCGGCUAAUUAUUUAUGAUAUUCUUUGCUUUGGUGCCAUGCUAGAUGCAAUCAAAUCCAAGCCUCAAUGAAAGUAGCAGUUACACGAUGGAAGAGGUGAUCAAGCAAAGGCUUUUUCAGGAUUGAUGAAUGUUAUUAUAUAGGGGUUCUUAUUUAUUUUAAGAUUCAUUGUAAAAUGUAAUUUUCAGAUGUAAUCGUGAUAACUUAUCUCGUCGUUGAUGUACUUUUCUAUGGGAACAAUUUUUGUAACUAAAAGACUUACACAUGACAAUUUUGUUGUCACAAAUAAUAUGUAUUUGUAAUCAUUCAAAUCCUCACUAUUGUUGUCCAUGAUGAUAUUUGAAUAAAACAACUUGUGUGACAUAUUAGUUUUCGGACCAUCACAAAUAUUAUCAUACAUGACAAAAAUAUGUCACAAAAAUAUUCUUUCAUGAGAAAAAAAUACUAUAAUAAAAUCAUUUGUGAUAUACUUUUGUCACAAAAACCUGAAUUUGUGACAAUAGUACCAUCACAAAACCUCAUUAUGCCACAUAAGUUUAAAUGCUAAAUGUUGAUGUUAUUGAUAUUAAAUGUUUAGAUAUUAAUGUAAAUUUCGUAUUUAAAUAUGAGUAUUUGUUAUUCUAUUUGGAAGAUUAUUUUUUAUUUAAAUAUGAAUUGUAAGUAAGUAAAUUGUACGUCUUCGAAUAUGGUUUAUAUAAUUAAAUUCAUUUGAUGUUGAUGAUUUUUCACAUUUCUACAUAUUUUUUUUUAAACUCGCAUGAACCGGCUGAAUGUAUCACUAGUCGAGCUAUUCCAAUUACUAAACAGGUACGAUGGUUCGACCCUCGCAACUUUACAUUUUUUUUUAAUCUUGUGCUAAUAAUAUCUGCUCUUUCUUCCGUGGCUAUUUUGUUUAAUAUAUAUAUAUAUGGUGUAUUCGGUGCACUCACUUUUUUGGGUGCAUUCAUAAUUAUUAUUCUAAGCAAAUGAUUCAUGUAAAAACGAUGGUAAUCGUCACGUAUGAUAUGAUGGACAAGAAAAUACAUGAAUUUGUACAAAAAUCAUUCAAGAUUUACUUUAAUUUCAAUGAUUUAGGGUUUAGGGAUUUAGGGUUAGGGUUUAGGUUUACAAUUUGGGGUUUUAGGUUGGGAUUCAAAAUUGAAGGUCAAGAGAUUAGGAAAAUGGAUUGAUUAGUUAUAAUCUAUGUUAUAUUAUCGUAUUGCACUAAUUCUACCAAUUAGAGUUCAAAUUUUGAUGUACUAUGACCAUUUUUAAAAUUGAGUGAAGUGAAUGCACUCACUGCACUCAAAAAAAUGAGUGCUACCUAUAUAUAUACUCUUUAACACUUAAAUACAUCCACAACGCAACACUUAGUGAAAAAUCAAUUUUAAUACUUAAU
This is a messenger RNA of Linum trigynum, 15731 nucleotides long. Lineage: Eukaryota; Viridiplantae; Streptophyta; Magnoliopsida; Malpighiales; Linaceae. The record is from the annotation of a GenBank genome assembly.